GUCACGUGGGGGACCACUGCGAUGGGCGCGCCGGCGGCUGGGGCGCCGGGCGUGUGCGGGGCGGGCGAGGAGUCGCGGGGGCGCUCCCCGGGCGCACAGCCAGGGGCCUCCCGAACCGAGCGGUGAGGGGCGGGAGGUCGCGGCGCUCCCGGGACUCCAGGCGGGAAGGUGCCCGAGGCACCGAGCGGCGGGCUGCGGGGCGCCGUGGUGGGUGCGGCGGCCGGCGGGGAGGCUCCAGCACCCGGCGGCGGCGGGCGUGGGCGGCGGGCGGCGAAGGCAGAGCGCCCCGCGCCCGGGAAGGCGGCGCCCAGGCCCGGCCCGGCCCCCAGGUGGGCGGCCGAGGGCGCGCCGGCGGGGCCGAGCGGCGACACAGCGCCCGGCCGUGCGGGGUGGGCGCGCGGAGGCCGACGAGGGGCCGCAGGUGCGCGCGAGGCGGGACGGACGGGAGGCCCCGGCGCGCCACCCCCUCGCGACUCGGCCCCGGCGCCCCAGCCCGGGCGCCCCGCGCGCCGGCCAAUCAGGAGGCGCCGCCGGCCGCCAGGCCCCGAGGCCCCGCCCCGAGCCGCCGGCGCCAGCCAAUGGGCGGCCGGGCCCGGCUCCCAGUGCGCGCAGCCCGCGCGGACCCGCUCAGAGCGAGAAAAGCGAACCCAACCCGUCGGGGCUGCCGCUCCGGACCCGCCGCCGCUCCCCCCGGAUCGGGUGCACCGUCCCAACCCGAAAGUCCAGUUCGGCGGCCCGCAGCGGCGAGCGAGCGCGAUGACACAGGAGUACGACAAAAUGAGGCGCUGUGCCCGCAGCGGCGCCCCUACACCAGCGAGGACGAGGCCUGGAAGUCCUUCCUGGAGAACCCGCUCACCGCAGCCACCAAGGCGAUGAUGAGCAUCAACGGCGACGAGGACAGCGCGGCCGCCCUGGGCCUGCUCUAUGACUACUACAAGGUUCCAAGAGAGAGACGGUCAUCCACAGCCAAGGCCGACGCUGAGCACCCGGAGGCAGAUCACAGCAAAAGAAGCAGCAUGCCGAAUGUGACUGAGCAGCCCCUCAUUUCUGCCGGAGAAAACAGAGUGCAGGUUCUGAAAAAUGUGCCAUUUAACAUUGUCCUUCCCCACGGCAACCAACUGGGCAUCGAUAAGAGAGGCCAUCUAACCGUUCCGGACACAACCGUCACCGUCUCCAUAGCGACGAUGCCUACCCACUCCAUCAAGACAGAAACGCAGCCGCACGGCUUUGCUGUGGGGAUCCCUCCGGCAGUGUACCAUCCCGAGCCCACCGAGCGGGUGGUGGUUUUCGACCGGAACCUCAACACCGACCAGUUCAGCUCUGCAGCUCAGCCCCCAAAUGCUCAGAGGCGAACGCCAGACUCGACUUUCUCAGAGACCUUCAAGGAGGGCGUGCAGGAGCUACGUGAUUUGCUGGAGAAGGAGAAAGAGAAACCCCACACGCGGUUUUUCAUCAACAACAGAGAGAUCCCUAGUGUGUUUUCGGCUUUUGUCCUAGACCAGAACCAGCUCCCUGCAACUGGUCUUCGUGUCUUCUUCCCCUCGGACCUCAGUCUGCGGACGCCUGGCAUGAACUCAGAGGACUAUGUUUUUGACAGUGUUUCUGGGAACAACUUCGAGUACACGCUGGAAGCCUCCAAAUCGCUUCGCCAGAAGCCGGGAGACAGCACCAUGACCUACCUGAACAAAGGCCAGUUCUACCCCGUCACCCUGAAGGAAGUGAGCAGCAACGAGGGGAUCCACCACCCCAUCAGCAAAGUGCGGAGUGUGAUCAUGGUGGUGUUUGCGGAGGACAAGAGCAGGGAGGAUCAGCUGCGGCACUGGAAGUACUGGCACUCCCGGCAGCACACGGCCAAACAAAGGUGCAUUGACAUCGCCGACUACAAAGAAAGCUUCAACACCAUCAGCAACAUUGAGGAGAUCGCGUAUAACGCCAUUUCUUUCACCUGGGACAUCAACGACGAGGCGAAGGUGUUCAUCUCGGUGAACUGCCUGAGCACGGACUUCUCCUCCCAGAAGGGCGUGAAGGGCCUGCCCCUGAACAUCCAGAUCGACACCUACAGCUACAACAACCGCAGCAACAAGCCCGUGCACCGGGCCUACUGCCAGAUCAAGGUCUUCUGCGACAAGGGAGCCGAACGGAAAAUCAGGGACGAAGAACGAAAACAAAGCAAAAGAAAAGUUUCUGAUGUUAAGGUGCCGCUGCUUCCCACUCACAAACGCAUGGACAUCACGGUCUUCAAGCCCUUUGUGGACCUGGACACGCAGCCUGUGCUCUUCAUUCCGGACGUGCACUUCGCCAACCUUCAGCGGGGCACUCACGUCCUUUCCAUGGCCUCGGAAGAACUGGAGGGGGACGGCUCGAACUUGAAGAGGGGGCCGUACGGAUCCGAGGACGAUUUUGUGGUCCCCCCGCCUGCUAAGCUGACCCGGAUCGAAGAGCCGAAGAGAGUGCUGCUCUACGUGCGGAAGGAGGCAGAGGAAGUCUUCGACGCCCUGAUGCUCAAGACUCCAUCCUUGAAGGGCUUGAUGGAGGCCAUCUCAGACAAAUAUGAUGUUCCCCAUGACAAGAUUGGGAAAAUAUUCAAGAAAUGUAAAAAAGGGAUCCUGGUGAACAUGGACGACAACAUUGUGAAGCACUACUCCAAUGAGGACACCUUCCAGCUGCAGAUGGAGGAGGUGGGGGGGGCGUACAGGCUCACCCUCACUGAGCUCUGAGGCGCCCUGGCCCCCAGCCCCGCAGCUCAACGAAGGCGUUGCCUCGGCCUUGCUGCCUGCCGAGCCGCAGGCCACUGGCCAGCCUCCUGCCAACCACGCGCGAUGUCGGUGGAAGGGACUCCUUUCGCGCUGGAGAUGGGGCCGCACGCGGCUUGGAGGUGGCGUGGAGUAUAUCGCACCGGCGCUUCUCAGAUGAGGAAUCCAUAUAUUAUUACGCUUGCCUUUUCUGAUAUAAAUACUUAGGGAUAAAAGUGAAAACUCUGUUCCAAGAUCUAAUACUCUCUGGGAACCUUUAGGAUAUCUGCUAUGUUAUUUAUAAACGUAUUUUUUAUUACAGGUUCAAUUCAAUAUUAUGUGGUAUUAGUUUCAGGUGUGUAGCAGUGGCCAGACUAUACAACUAUUGGGCUCUCCCCCUGUGUCUUCAGUGUUAGCGGCCUGCCCAGCGCAAGUCAGAAAAGGCAGUGGGUGUGGCUUAAGGCUUCGGUGCCCGGCCUGAACUCGGUGUCACUGCCUGCCUCAGGGUAGUGGGAGCCCCGUCUCAAGAACAAAGGAUCCACCCUCUCCCGUGGCCUCCCCCCCCCACCCCUCCGUCAUGUUUACUCCUGCAGAGCGCGUUACAGGAACCGCCCGUCUCGACUCACUUGAAGCGCCCGCUGCCUUUCUCAUGAAGACCGGGGGGCCCGGGGGGCGGUGGCAAGCUAGCGCCACCGUGUACGUGAGUGCAAUACAGUUCCCAAGCCCGCGCCUGUAAAUGUGUACAUACGUGUCUAUACAGAUAGAUAAUAUAUGCAUGCGGCGCCCGUGGGCAUACGCGGAGAGAUGCGAUGACGGCGACCUGAGAGACUUGGCCUGACGGGAGGCUGAGUUAUUUUGAUCAUUCACGUCAACCGAGCAGACAGGACACUGCUCGGCGGAAUCCGGAGCACGCAGUCAUCCCGAGCCAACAGGCCUGCUCGGCCGCGGCUCGCCCUCGAGCUGCUGUCACGGAUCUGCACUGUUUACACAUGAAGUAAAGGGCAGAGGCCCGCGGUGGCUCCUCCGCGUGGUGUGUGCGAGCGUCAGCCCUGUGGCCUCGGCGCGACAGACAGCCAUGCGGCCGGCGCAGCUCUGACCUUCCGGCCCCCUGCCAGCGGGAGGGCGUCCUACGGCGUCGCAGAGCCUCGCGCCUCGGUUUCCUGUGCGCCCACCGUGUAGAAGCGGUCACGGGUUGAUGAGACUCACGGGCAGGGGCAUGUCCUGUACAUGUUUAAGUGUCUGGGAAGACUAUACAGUCGUUUUACAACAGAUAAAAUCACGGGUAUCUGUCGGGUCAGGGAACUAGUUUGUAGAAGUAGGAUGGGUAGUUGCAUUCUUGCGUUAAAAUAUCCUAAUGAAAUAUGUGAACUGAAUUGCUGGUUUUCUAAAAUAAGAUAAGGGACACGGGUCAUAUGACAAUAUUUUCUAUUGUGUUUUAUGAAAUUGAUUUUGUCUUGUUUACUGUUUUAAUUGUGUCAUUGAAGAUGUGUUUUAAGCCAACGGGAUUAAAUGUCUGUGCCUCUCUCA
Myotis daubentonii (Daubenton's bat) is the source of this 4259-nucleotide messenger RNA. RefSeq names its product grainyhead like transcription factor 1 (gene GRHL1). The transcript has 17 exons. Gene Ontology annotation, molecular function: DNA-binding transcription activator activity, RNA polymerase II-specific; RNA polymerase II cis-regulatory region sequence-specific DNA binding. The record is from RefSeq and is a predicted model, not a curated record. Gene Ontology annotation, cellular component: nucleus. NCBI's taxonomy places the organism in Eukaryota, Metazoa, Chordata, Mammalia, Chiroptera, Vespertilionidae. Gene Ontology annotation, biological process: regulation of transcription by RNA polymerase II. The coding region runs from base 579 to 2717 and encodes 712 amino acids.